Molecule: messenger RNA, 1646 nt
Organism: Cyprinodon tularosa
Lineage: Eukaryota; Metazoa; Chordata; Actinopteri; Cyprinodontiformes; Cyprinodontidae
Product: alpha-2-antiplasmin-like
Exons: 9
Coding region: 156-1619 (487 amino acids)
Biological process (GO): negative regulation of endopeptidase activity
Molecular function (GO): serine-type endopeptidase inhibitor activity
Source: RefSeq, a predicted model, not a curated record
GUAGAUCAUUAACCCACUAUCAUGGGGGUGGCAGAUGUUGGGUCCACGCACUGCACUGAACAGCCUGCAGAAGUUUCACCACAUCUGGAUUUACUUUAAUUAUUCUCUGCUUUUCAUCUCCUCUUCUCAAACAAAGUCAGGGUGUCCCUCUGAAAAUGAAGCUGUGUCUGCUGUUGCUGUGUCUCAGUCACCUAGGUCUGACAGAAGAGCCGACCGCAGCAGCUCCUGGAGUCUCUGUUCUCACAGAGGAGGAAGAGGAGAGGAAUGAUGGUAACUGUGGAAGAGCGUUCAGCCACGAGGAACACAGGCUGAUAGGGGGCGCUAUAGAGCAGCUGGGGUUGAAGAUCCUAGAGAACCUACCAACCAGCCCGCAGCAGCCCAACGUCAUCCUUUCCCCUCUCAGCCUGGCUUUCGCCCUCGCUCACCUCACCUUAGGUUCCCGCAAAGAGACAGAGAAGCUUCUCCUUCAAAGCCUCCAUGCCCAAAAGCUCCCAUGCUUCCAUCAUGUCCUGGGGAGCCUCAUGGCUCAUUUAACCCAGAAUUCACUGGAGGUGGCAGCACGCAUGUACCUGAGGCCAGGAUUUGAAGUGAAGUUGUCUUUUGUUGAGGAAUCUCUUGCAAGGUACCGUUCUCGGCCUUUCCCCCUGGUCUCUGUGGACGAGGUCAACCAAUGGGUGGAGAACGUCACCAAUGGGCACAUCCCCAACUUCUUGGAGAGCAUCCCACAUGACGUGGUCUUAAUGCUCAUGAAUGGUGUUUACUUCAAAGGUGAGUGGAAGACCCAGUUUGACCCUCAGGUGACCUCAAAGAAUAAAUUUUACCUCGACAGCCAGAAUUCAGUUUCUGUCGACAUGAUGAAGUCUGCCAAUUAUCCGCUACGCCUGAUGGACGACCCUGAGCUGCAGGCGCAGGUGGGCAGCUUUCCCUUCAAAGGAAACACCAGCUUCCUUGUGGUCCUUCCCAGAGGAAACAUCUCAUCCGUGCUUCCCAAAAUAAAUAUCUCUGACCUCUACAGUCGUCUACCUCAAGAAAAAUCAAUGGGGGUCAACUUACCCAAGGUGAAGCUCCAAUAUCGGCAGGAGCUCGAGGAGGCACUGACCAGGAUGGGCCUUGGCUCCCUGUUUUCGGGUCCGGACCUCUCUGGGAUUUCAGAUCAGCCACUCAGGGUAUCGGGUGUCCUUCAUGCCGCCACUGUGGAGCUGAGUGAAGAAGGUGUUGAAGCAUCCGCCACCACUGUUGUGACCGUUAUGCGCUCCAUUUCCCUCUUCUCUGUAAACUCUCCUUUUCUGUUUGCCCUGGUUGAUGACUUCUCCCUGGCCCCCCUUUUCAUGGGCAUUGUGACAAACCCCGCCCCCAACAACGACCCCAUGCCUAACGACGACCCCAACAGUAACAGUACCAUGAAUGACCAACCUGUAACUGACACAGCCAGGAAAACAAACCUGGCUGUUGAGCACAACAGGUUGCCAGCAGAGGGCAGCACUGUCCAGUCCUGCAGUCCCCCUGGUGGUGGGAAGGAGCACUUACAUCAGGUUACUGAACAAGAUGGCAGCAAUAGCAAGCCUCAGACACAAGCAGAUGACCCGUGCUCCAAGCCAGAAAAUGUUGUUCCUGCCUGAGAACUUCCAAUAAAAGAAAUGAUGCAG